AAACUCAAAUGAAAAACUUAAAUGUUCACUUCACUAUUCAGCUGCUGGUUUUUUGUAUAAGACACCUUUAGAGCUUAUUUUAUCAGCCAGCUAGCUGCUUCUGACAGCUCUGCUAUUGCCUUAUAAAGCAUUGUAAAUGAUCUUCUCUUCAGUUUGGCAUGUUUCCAUUAAGCCAGACAGCUUUAACAGAACUGUGGUGUUUUUCUAGGUGUUAUUAAUACAUGUGUGUCUUAUAGCUGAUAUUUGUUAACAUUAAACACAUUAUAAUGUUGCACACUUGGCUUGCAGAGAGCUGUCGUCAUCAUGGUCCUAGAGCCGUCCCCCUCAGCCUGCAGCCAGUCAACAGCAAACAGCAGCGUCUCACAGUAAUACAGCCGCGUAGAGACGCUUUUCAAGGCUUUAUCAACCAUUAAAGACCUCUAUCAAGCUAUAAAGAUGGCCUCUCCUCAGCCUGGCAGCCCACCUCCCACCCCUCCUCCUGCACAGGACGAAGAGAGCCAACAACAAGAGGAAGAGCCGGUGAAGGAUCAUCCGCCUGCGAAAAAACGUGGCAGAAGCAGGCCUCCGAAAGCCAAACCGUCCUUCAAAUGCUCCGCGUGCACGGAGGCUUUCAGAACUCUGUCGGCUCUGCGGAGCCACAAGCUCUCGGCGCACGCGAAGGACCGGCAGCAGCAACAACACUCGUGUUCUCAGUGCACUAAAACAUUCACCAGCAAGGCUCAACUCUCAAAGCACGAGCGCACUCACUCGGCCCAGCGCCCCUUUCAGUGUCCCGACUGUCACAAGGCUUACAAGACACCCACGGAGCUGCGCAACCACAGCCGCUCUCACACUGGGGAGAAACCAUUCGUAUGCACGGAGUGCGGCAAGGCCUUCAUGCAAGCUAUAUGCCUGAGGAUCCAUAUGACACAGCACAGCGGAGAGCGUCCUUACUCUUGCCGUCAGUGCUCUAAGAGCUACCCCACCCAGUCUAAACUGAAGGUGCACAUGCGCUCUCACACGGGAGAAAAGCCGUACUUCUGCGCCGAGUGCGGCAAGAGCUUUGCAGAUCCUUCGGUGUUUCGAAAACACAGGAGGAACCACCAAGGCCACCGGCCGUACGCCUGCGACGAGUGUGGGAAAACCUACACGGAGCUGAAGGACCUGAAAAACCACGAGCGCUCCCACACUGGAGAAAAACCAUACUUGUGCUCCGACUGUGGCAAAGCUUUCUCCCGCUCCUCCUCGCUGGCCUGCCAUCAGCGCAUUCACUCCCAGAACAAACCCUAUCAGUGCGAGCAGUGUGGUAAAGGCUUCACCCAGCUCUCCUCCUACCAGUCUCACCUCCGCACUCACUCUGGCGAGAAGCCGUUCCUCUGCCCGCAGUGUGGCAAGAUGUUUUCCGACCCCUCCAGUUUCCGUCGCCACCAGCGAGCCCACAUGGGUUUCAAGCCGUACCCCUGCGACAAGUGCUCCAAGAGGUUCCGGCAGCCGGCCGACCUGGCCGUGCACGAGCGCGUUCACUCUGGAGAGCGGCCUUACAAGUGUCAGAGCUGCGACAAGGCCUUUGUAGCAUCCUGGGAUCUGCGGCGCCACAUGCUCGUCCACACGGGUCUAAGGCCCUUUUCUUGCACCGAGUGCGACAAGUCGUUCGCAGAGCGCUCCAGCCUCAACAAACACCGCCGCGUGCACUCCGGAGAGAGGCCUUUCAAAUGCGAGGAGUGUUUGAAGUCAUUCGUGGUGUCCUCGAGCCUGCGAAAACAUGAGAGAACUCACCUAGCGGAGCAGACUGAGCAACAACAGCAACAGCAGCAGCAACAACAACAACAACAGGAGACGGAGGCCGGGUCAGCCUCAGGCUUUACCGCCCACACAACUCUCCCUCAGUUCUCCUGUACUCACUGUGAUGCUACAUUUGGAAGCUGGGAUAAAGUUCAGGCACACGAAAGUCUCCACUCCAUCAACUCCGCUCCUCCGGCCGUCACCAAAAUCGUGCCCAUGGGCUCACAUGUGUGUGAAACCUGCCAGACAGAGUUCGCACAGCUGGCGGACUUGCAGGAGCACGAGAAGCAGCAUCCCAAGCCGAGGCCCCACGUGUGCAGCAGCUGCGGCAAAGGCUUCCUCAACAAAUCUGGACUGCGUAAACACCAGAAGAUCCACUCCACCAGCAAACCGCACAGCUGCCCCCACUGUGGCAAAGCUUUCCUGUUUGCUGCCUACCUUCGCAAGCACUUGCGGACUCACGCAGCCGCCCAACAACUCAGUGACUUAAACAUUAUUCACACCGACCCGCUUCCCUCUCCUCCAGCUCCCAGUGAGGUUUCUCCCUCCACUGUUGAACCCAGCGCCAUAUCCCUGACAGUUCCAGUGACUGUACCUGUGACUGCUUUUCAGACUCUGCCAGAGUACUUAGUCAAAGAGGAGGGACUUUAAGCUUCUUCUUUUUCUUUUUUUUUUUACUGUUUUUGAAUUUUGAUUCCACAAAUAUUUAGCCAGUUGCCUUAAAUCUGUAUAGAUGAUGGGUCUGAUGAUAUUUCAAGAAAAUCCUAUACAAGAAACCUUCAAAAAAACUCAAACUAGAGUUUCCUUCAUGUAAAUUGUCAGCGCUUUCUCACUGUUUGGCAUUGCCAUGGUAUUUGAAAGAUGUUACGUACGAUGUUCACGUUUUAAAAUAUAUACUGUACUAUAAGUAGCCUACUGUGACAUUAUCUUAUCUGUUGUAAUCUCUUCAUAAAAAUGUGGCGCAAACGUGUGCUGAUCACUUAUUAAGAUGUUGUGAUUUCAGGUAAAUGUGUUUUUUUUUUAAUGCUUUUUGAGUUCUUUUAAUUUACAUUUUAUUGAAACAAAUAAUGUGUACCUGUUUUACUGUGUAAUUAUUAGUAAGGUCUAAUAUUAUAUAAAUCGUUGAGUAAAAUAAAAGUGGCAUUCCCAAAUCUUCAAUCAGAUUAAUUACAUUUUAUACCAAUAAAAACGUGUAAUGUGUAAAAAGUA
Messenger RNA from Sebastes umbrosus (honeycomb rockfish), 2970 nucleotides. RefSeq names its product zinc finger protein 668 (gene znf668). Lineage: Eukaryota; Metazoa; Chordata; Actinopteri; Perciformes; Sebastidae. The record is from RefSeq and is a predicted model, not a curated record. Gene Ontology annotation, biological process: regulation of transcription by RNA polymerase II. Gene Ontology annotation, molecular function: DNA-binding transcription factor activity; RNA polymerase II cis-regulatory region sequence-specific DNA binding. The transcript has 2 exons. The coding region runs from base 436 to 2412 and encodes 658 amino acids.